This is a messenger RNA of Chilo suppressalis (striped riceborer), 993 nucleotides long. NCBI's taxonomy places the organism in Eukaryota, Metazoa, Arthropoda, Insecta, Lepidoptera, Crambidae. The record is from the annotation of a GenBank genome assembly.
AUGGCCGGAAUAACCGGCGAUGAUAUUCCUGAAAUUGUGGUUCUCGACGGUGGCUUCUCGACACAACUGUCCUGUCACAUUGGAGCCUCUGGAGAUGGUGAUCCUUUAUGGAGUGCGAGAUUCCUUCAAACGCAUCCUCAGGAAGUAGUUAACACACAUUUAGAUUUUCUACGUGCCGGCGCUGAUGCAAUUAUGACCAAUACUUACCAGGCCUCUGUUGAUGGUUUCGUUAAACAUCUCGGCGUUACACAGCAGGAGGGAGUGGCCCUCAUUCGCCGUGCCGUGGAACUAGCUAAGCGUGCUCGCGAUACUUACUUGGAAGAAUGUCUCAACAAUGGAGUAUCAGCGAAGACCCCUCUAAUAGUGGGGUCUGUGGGACCUUAUGGCGCACAUUUGCAUGAUGGAUCGGAGUACGACGGCAGUUAUGCUGACAGAACUUCAACAGAGGCAAUGCGAGAAUGGCAUGCUCCCCGAAUAAAAGCAUUAAUAGAGUCGGGAAUUGACCUUCUUGCAUUUGAAACUAUUCCGUGCCAGAAAGAAGCAGAAGUCCUAGUUCAGAUGCUCACUGAAUAUCCAAUGACAAAAGCUUGGCUUUCUUUUAGUUGCCAAGAUGCCAUUUCCAUUGCACAUGGAGAAAAUUUCCAGGAGGCCGCUACAAAGUGUUGGGAUAUGAGCUCUGGACAGCUGGUAGCUGUCGGUGUCAAUUGCUGCUCACCUUCAAUAGUCUCACUAUUAUUUAAAGAUAUCAAUGCUGAUCGUCAAGAAGAUCCUAUAACUCUUAUUACUUAUCCCAAUUCUGGUGAAAAAUACAAUCCACAAAUUGGUUGGAUAGACGGGGACCAAUGCGAAUCCAUUGAGACAUUUGUGCAGGAAUGGUUGGACAUAGGUGUGAGGUACAUUGGAGGUUGCUGUAGGACAUACGGAGCUGACAUUUCUCGCAUAAGAAGUCAAGUGUACAAGUGGUUAGAUCAUAAAAAGUAUGGAGACAAUUGA